UUGUUAAAAAAAGCCUGUUUUUUGGGGGUGAAGGCAGACAUGGAGGAGCUGAGCGCUGUCGGAGAGCAGGUUUUUGACGCAGAAUGCAUCUUGAACAAGCGGCUCCGGAAGGGAAAGUUGGAGUUUCUGGUGAAGUGGAGGGGAUGGUCAUCCAAACACAACAGCUGGGAGCCUCAAGAAAACAUCCUCGAUCCAAGACUGUUGGCUGCGUUCAACAAGAAAGAGCAAGAAAAGGAGCUUCUGAUGCUUAAAAAAGGCAAACGGCCCAGAGGACGACCACGAAAGAUCUUAGAGAACGCACCAGAGCCUGCGAAGUCGAGCAGCUCUUCGUCUGCUUCCUCCUCCUCGUCCUGCGAUUCCUCAUCCUCCUGCUCUUCCUCCUCUUCUUCCUCAGACGAGGAUGACGAUGACUCCGUUAAGCAAACGAGCCCGGUGGUGAGAACAAGGGAGCUCCAUGCCGUCCCCCACCCCCAGAAGAAGGCGCAGAUUGUGAUGAAGCAGGAGACCCAAAAGAAACGAAGCAAGAAACCCCCCGAAGCCAAGGACUUCCUGCAGAACAAGAGUCCUCGCAAGAUCCUGAAGACCACCAAGGAUGCGGAUCUUCCAGGGGCCAUCAAGAAGCCCGUCCACCCGUCCAGCUUUGCCUUCAUGGGCUUUCAUCGCAACUCGUCCGGCAGAGAUGUGGCGGGCGGUCCGUACAGGAGCCCCCUGAGCCCGGGGGGGCCGGUGAAAAUGAGCUCCGUUGGACCUGGUCGGUCCUCGGUCCAAACCUCGUCCCACCAGAGCAGAAGCGAGGGUAAACUGUCCGUCUCCAGUCUGAACAGUCUGGAUUUGAAGACGGCAGCUUGUAAAUCCAAAGGAGUCGCAGCUUUGAAUCUGAACACRUCCAAACAUCCCGUUCAGGGAACCCCUCAGCACACGCUGAGCCCACCCAGUGGACAGAAGACCCCCGUGUCCACAGUGCAGCGGGUUUCUGGGAAUAAAACCAUCACAUCCUUGUCUUCCAAAAACUCUUCUUUUAGUCAGGGUUCCAGUCCUCAGCCCCUCAACCUCCAGAGCAAAACGUCUCAGUUCACUGGUGCUCAUGGGUUUGGUCCUACCCCCGCCUCGGGUCUGAGGAGUCCAGCAAACUCKGCGAGGAAGACCGCCGUCACGCAAAACCAGGAGUCCAAUCCUCCUAAAAGUCCAGUAACACCUGGAAGACCGCCGGCCAGGAAAACCCAGGCCGGCGGAGACAAAGAGGCGAACGAAAUCCAGACCAGCAAAGUCCAAGGAAGGGCGGAGAAGUCCUGCUCGGAGACCCAGAACCAGCAGGAGAGGAUCCCCACGAAGGGCAGCAAGAAAGCCAAAAUCACAGAAAUGAGCACGGGCGAGGAGGAGAGUAGUUCCGACUCGGACCCCGACUCCUCCUGCGCCGGACGGGGUCGCUCGGUCGUGAGCCAGAACCAGGACUGGAAGCCCACCCGCAGCCUGAUCGAACACGUGUUUGUAACCGACGUCACCGCGAACCUGGUCACCGUCACGGUCAAGGAGUCUCCGACCAGCGUGGGCUUCUUCAGCAUCCGCAACUACUGACUCUUUACCCGGUCCAGACAAACCAGAACCACCUGAGGUCUCAGAGAACUGGAGAGCGGUAGGGCUGGAGGAACACGAGGGACCAAACUACAGGGUUAAGAGUUAGUGCUUUAUUUUAUUCUAGUAACAAGAAAAAUAGAAAUAAAAAUAGAGUCAGUAA
Austrofundulus limnaeus is the source of this 1735-nucleotide messenger RNA. RefSeq names its product chromobox homolog 2 (Drosophila Pc class) (gene cbx2). Gene Ontology annotation, biological process: negative regulation of transcription by RNA polymerase II. NCBI's taxonomy places the organism in Eukaryota, Metazoa, Chordata, Actinopteri, Cyprinodontiformes, Rivulidae. The record is from RefSeq and is a predicted model, not a curated record. The coding region runs from base 40 to 1575 and encodes 511 amino acids. The transcript is spliced from 5 exons. Gene Ontology annotation, cellular component: heterochromatin; PRC1 complex.